Messenger RNA from Manduca sexta (tobacco hornworm), 2848 nucleotides. RefSeq names its product extracellular serine/threonine protein CG31145. Gene Ontology annotation, cellular component: Golgi apparatus. The transcript has 10 exons. The record is from RefSeq and is a predicted model, not a curated record. NCBI's taxonomy places the organism in Eukaryota, Metazoa, Arthropoda, Insecta, Lepidoptera, Sphingidae. The coding region runs from base 1 to 1524 and encodes 507 amino acids. Gene Ontology annotation, biological process: protein phosphorylation. Gene Ontology annotation, molecular function: protein serine/threonine kinase activity.
AUGCUCAACAUGAAGCUCAAGGAACGCUUGGCGCUCGCCAUCAGCGCCUUCCUCAUCCUCUUCACGCUCAUGAUCGUAGUCGACCUGCAGAUGGACUAUGGCAUCUCCGGACACAGGAUACCCCUCCACGGACGGGUCAAGAUCGGGGAUGAUGAGGAUAAAGGACGAUCGGCGUACAUCGAAUUUCGGAAACGAUUCCUCCAGAAAAGUAAUGGCAGCAACGGUUCCCGAGAAUACGAGCAGUCGGCGCCGUCGGAAACCAGCGGUGUUGGUAUCGACGUAGAGCCGAAGACACCGGCGCCCCCUACCGACCGGUACGAAGACCUACAACAAAUUAUCUUCGCGCAACUACAAGGCACGGCAGAAGACAACCCAGUCGUCAUCCCACCCCAUAGAGAUCUUAACAUAUUAAGGCCAGAGAACCCUACUAUAGGAGAAAUGGAAGACUUAGAACCAAGCGUUAAUGCAUCGAACUUGGAAAAGUUCCAACUGAAGAUAGCUCAACACGAACUGUACGAAGAUGGUGAACCACUAGUUGAUGCAGUGCUGAAGGAUAUGGCUACACUGCCUGUGCUCCAUGCAGAGCAAAAAGAGGGUGGGACCCAGUUGAAACUUAUCAUCGAUUACCCAAAUGGAGUGCAAGCUUUGUUCAAGCCAAUGAGGUUUAGUCGAGAAACUCAAACAUUGCCAAAUCAUUUCUACUUCUCCGAUUAUGAACGUCAUAAUGCUGAAAUAGCAGCAUUUCAUUUGGACAGGAUACUGGGUUUCCGUCGCGCCAUGCCGGUCGUGGGCCGCGUCCUUAAUAUGACGACAGAGAUCUACGACGUUACCGAGGGAGACAUCCUGAAGACCUUCUUCGUAUCGCCGGCGAACAACUUCUGCUUCCACGGAAAGUGUUCGUAUUACUGCGACACCGGUCACGCUAUCUGCGGCAACCCUGACAUGCUGGAAGGAAGUUUUGCUGCGUUCCUGCCUUCGUCUGAUAUAGCCGAGCGGAAGGUGUGGCGACAUCCUUGGAGAAGAUCGUACCACAAACGUCGAAAAGCACAAUGGGAGAUACAGUCCGAUUAUUGUGAUACGGUGCGGACCACCCCGCCGUACGACUCCGGGCGGCGUCUCCUGGACCUCAUGGACAUGUCCAUAUUCGACUUCCUCACAGGAAACAUGGACAGACACCAUUACGAGACCAUCAAAAUGUUCGGCAACGACACCUUCACCCUGCACUUGGACCAAGGCCGUGCGUUUGGCAAAGCCUUCCACGAUGAGCUGAGCAUCCUAGCGCCGUUGUUACAGUGCUGCCUCGUCAGGCACACCACGCUCGCUACACUGCUCAAAUUUCAUAAUGGUGUUCCAUUAUCAAAAACCUUACGCGAAACUAUGAAAGCUGAUCCCGUCUCUCCAAUUCUUUGGGAACCACAUCUGGCAGCCAUUGACAGGCGAAUUGUGACCGUUCUUGACGCUGUAAGGAAAUGCAUUGAAAAAGCAAACAAUCCACUACAAAACGAAGUGAAUGAUUUCGUAUGACGGUUCGGGCGGAUAUGUGAUGAGACUUAUAGAAAAAGGUACAAGAGCUGGUGAUUUAAAUGUGAUACGUGAUUGUACGGAAGACAUAGACGACGGUGCAAUUAGUGAAUUUUUGACUUGCUAGUCGAACUCUCUCAUAAUCCGUGACUUAAGAUAUAUGUAUGUAGUUUAAGGGAAUAUAAUCAAUGCAAAAUCCUGUCUUUGGUUCCGUUCAAGACUAUUAGACGUAAGGUUUUCGUGCCAAAGAAUGUCCAAAUGAACGUGGGGUACACUUCAUAUAUAGAAGCAUUCCAACUCUAUAAUAUAUGCCAAAUAUCAUAGUAACUAACGCGAAUCGCUUUAUUAAAUUGAAAUCAGUUUAUUUGGAAACAUAAAUUGUAACAGUAUUGAUGAAUUGAAUAUUUUUGUAGAUGUAUGUACUGUCUGUAUAUUUUGAAUAAUUUAAACAUUUUGUUGAAAUAGUGUUUGUAUCUGAUGAGACUUAUAUCGUUAAAGAAAGUGCAAUGAUACUGUACAUAUUAAUUGCAGUUUGCUUUAGUUUUAAGUGUAAGAUUAAAUAUAAGCUUAUCUUUUGUAUUUACUAUCUUUGUUGUGAAAUUCGUUACCAUGGCUAAGAGCUCAAGAAAAAACAUAUCAUAAAAAAGCUCUGCAUUGUGUGAUAAUUUUUUGACAUCGUGUACCCAUUUAAUAUUUAAGUUUACUGGGAUUUUGAGGCUAGCAUUUGUAAUGCAAUUCUCUUGCUUAGCAUUUUUAGUAUAACUACUUAAUAUAAGCUAACAUAAUUUGACGAUACGAUUAGCAACAUUACUGCAAAUUGUUGAUCUUAGUAAGUUUGAAUUUCAGUCUUCACUUGUCAUUUAACUACUGUUUUUGUAAUGUUUAAGUGAACAGUCACUUUCAUGAAAUUAUGAAAUGGAUUUUGGCUUGGUGGCUUUACUUGUGGCUUCGCUUUUAACUUGAUUAAAUGUCUUAGUUAUUUUGAAUCUAAUAAUCAUAAAGCUGGCAGUCUCUUAGUUAACUUAUAUUUAUUUUAGAUUAAUGUUUUUGACGUUAAGGUUUCAUUUAAAUGAGCGAAAAUAAAAUCAUUUGAUUAAUGUUUUAGGAAUAAGUGAAUAUUGAAAAGCCUUUACAGAUUCGGCAUUAAAUUAUGAUCUUUUAGUAUAGCUGCUAACUAUGGGAUCUAAAACUUUACAACUAGAGUCGACUUGCCAAAGACGUACCUACCUAAAAAUAAUAUAAUGUAUAAAAGUUGUAUAGAGAGUGUGUGAUAGUUUGCGUGUUUCUGUUGAUUGUUUAUAAAAUUAAAAAGUUAAUAAUAAUUAUA